UUCAGUUACUUCAACAAAGUAGCCCAACACUACUAAGUACUACUAGUUGUCGAACCUAAUUAUUUAGUUGACUCAUCAACUCGUUUCCUGCCUUCAGAUUCAAGCUAGUGCCUGCGUUCCAGUCACGCUUCAGAUAAAGUCCAAUCACGUCCAUCUCCAGUCAUCUUCCAUCCUCCUCAGGCAACGUGUGUAUGAGAGUCGCUGAACAAUACACAACAGAUGAUGAACACGACAUUGAUUCGAAAGCUCUUGAAACGUCUGUUCCAAGUGUUGGCGACGCUCGCAACUUCAUCUGCACGGCGACUGCUCAUUCUCGUGUCAUGCUUUCGACACUUUGUGGCCAAGGUUCAUGUUUCAAUCUCGCAUGAUACUAACUCCAAGUUUUCCACUGUAGACUCGCGUCGUACUGGGACUUCUAGUGCACAAUGUUCCCAGUCCACCUUGCCAUUACCGCUUCACACUACUCCGUCGAGUGCAGCAAGCUCCGUGGCUUCAACACCUCCAUACACCAUGCCUGUUCCAAGCGUUCCACAGCUCGCUAAUUCGCCACAGACUUGGACGUCUUUGCCUCCAGCAGUCGAUCAUAAAUCACGUUACGAGAACCGUCCUUUUGUAGAUACAUCUGACUCCAUCGGAAUUCCAGCAUUCAUGAGGUCCUUCCCCAACCAAUCAUGUCCUUGGUUGAGUGGUGAAUGGCAGCCAUGUAUACAUCCAGAAGGCGCGCUGUAUCUGUACAAUGGCCGCAAAAGAACUUUCACCGAAGGACACAUUAAUGAAUAUUUGUUCCGCUUGAUGGACAAAUGUGCGGAUGCGCUAUACGACUUGGCACGCACAAAAUCACCAAACUUUGACGCUGGUGACAUCGAGCUCGUUGUGCAGGUAGUGCCGAAUCAGACAGAUUCUUGCCAGUACUACUUUGUCGAUCAUGAAACCCGAACUCUCUUUUGGCUACACGUGUACGACCAAGCGACAGAAACUGUCUUUGACGGUCUCCAAGGCGUCUGUGAUCCGAGUCACAUUCGUACGUUGUGUGAACUUAUGGCGCUCGUGAUAUGAACUAGUCAACAGGAUAUGCCUUGGAGUCUCAAUACUGGUUUGUCACUUGUAAUCAUACAAUGUGACCAUCUUUGACUGAAACGAGUAGGAUGCAUUGCGAACGCUACCCGAAACACGAGCUGAAUCGGGUCAAGCUCCUGAAAGAACUGAGA
Messenger RNA from Suillus plorans, 1208 nucleotides. RefSeq lists its product as uncharacterized. The transcript is spliced from 7 exons. Bases 220 to 1056 code for a protein of 278 amino acids. NCBI's taxonomy places the organism in Eukaryota, Fungi, Basidiomycota, Agaricomycetes, Boletales, Suillaceae. The record is from RefSeq and is a predicted model, not a curated record.